AUGACCGAUUUGGAGAAGAGUUCGCAUCUGCCAGUGGCUGUCCAAGUCGAAAAUGGGCACGUCGCUGAGCAUGAACGAGAGAUGAGCCCUGCCGAGAAAAGACUGGUGCGGAAGCAAGACCUGGCCAUCACGACCCUGAUGUCGGGUUGUUUCUUCUUUGCUUACUUUGACCGUGGUGCCAUUGGCAAUGCUCGCAUCAUGGGCUUCCAGGAAGACUUGCACCUUUCUGCACAGCAGUAUUUCAAUUGUCUCAUGAUGUUCUAUGUCGGAUAUAUGGUGUUUAAAUUCCCUGCCUUUGUUCUCAUUCGUCGAUUCCACGCUCCCACCAUCUACGCGCUCUCUAUCAUCAUUUUUAGUAUUGCUAGUCUUUGCACUGCCUUCGCGAAGACGUACGGCCAGGUGAUUGUACUCCGACUUAUUCUAGGCUGCGGGGAGGCGACAGUGCAAACUUCAUUCCUGUUUGUUUCUCUCUGGUAUAGGCGCGAGGAGAUGUCGGUGCGAUGCGGGUAUGUGUACGGCAUGACACCUAUCGCUGGCGCCGUAACAGGCUUCAUAUCUUAUGCCGUGGGGAAGUACUUGGAUGGCAAAGGUCCAGGCAGCUUUGCUUCGUGGCAAUGGCUUUUCAUCAUCGAAGGCUCUCCCACCAUUCUGUGGGGGCUGAUAGUCUGGGCUCUGCUACCUCAAUUCCCGGAUAAAGAAGUCAAAAGCAAACGUUCUCUUUGGUUCAAGUCUGACAAGGAGAAGCGACUGAUUGUUGAGCGGUCUAUGGCUGCCCAACAUGUCAUGGAUGCUAGAGUUGAUUACGCUCAGAUGUGGACAGCAGUGAAAGAUCCCAAGGUGUGGGGCUUUUCCAUUAUGACCGCAACUAUUGCCGCUUCAUUGGCAGGGUUUGGUGUUUUCUUGCCCACUUUCAUCAAAGAGUUUGGCUUCAGUCCCCUUGUAACUCAGCUUUACACAAUCAUUCCGUACUGCUGCGCGUUUAUCUCCUUGGUUGCUGUCAGUCGCGUUGCGGAUCAUUACGGUCAACGCGCUAUUCCACUUGCGAUUAUCACCUGCGUCGCGAUAGUAGGAUUCAUCAUCAUCAUAGCCACACCAAAUGCCGUUGCCGGGAUUGUGGCCUCAUGCCUAAUCUCUGCAGCCGUGUACCCCGGUGUAGUCCUUUGCGCUGCUUGGCUGCCAAGCUCAAAUGCGGGAUACACCAAGAGGGCAACCGCAACUUGGAUUACCCAGAUUGCCAUUCAGACAUUUAGCAUCAUGUGCACUCAGAUCUACUCGACUCCACCACGCUUCUUCAAGGGUCACGGGGUUCUGCUGGGGCUAUUUGUGCUCACCCUGGGCAUCAUCGCUGGUCUUUGGUGGCUUAUGCGCAACAGCAAUCUGCGCAAGGACGAGGCUGCAAGAGGCUGGGCGGAGCAAGGCGUUAGAAAUCCGGACGAGGAUAAGACUCUAGAGGACUUGUGUGACAAGCACCCGAACUACCGAUACGUGUGGUGA
Molecule: messenger RNA, 1494 nt
Organism: Thyridium curvatum
Lineage: Eukaryota; Fungi; Ascomycota; Sordariomycetes; Thyridiales; Thyridiaceae
Exons: 7
Coding region: 1-1494 (497 amino acids)
Biological process (GO): transmembrane transport
Cellular component (GO): membrane
Molecular function (GO): transmembrane transporter activity
Source: RefSeq, a predicted model, not a curated record